UGGGAGAGAAAAGAGCUUUUUGUGAAGCUUGGCUGUAGCCGGACGGUCCGUGGAUGUCCUCGACGAUGGGACACUUUCUCGGGUCGGACGACGCAUCCGAGAUCGAGCCGUUCGAUCCAGACUCCUUGCACGGUGCGGGCCACACGACGACCGGCACCCCGUCGACGGUGGGCCAGCGCAGCCGGAAGGGCCACCAGCCCCCGAGCCCCGUCAUCGUCAGCGCGGGUACCAGCAACGGGCAGAACGGUGGGUCGCGCUCGGGCCGGAAACCCUUGCCCGGCGGAACUCCGCCGAAGCUGAAAACACGCGAUUCCGAUUGCUGCAGCAUUAACUUCAUAAAGUAUUCCCUGCACAUAUUCAACACCAUCUUUUUGAUAUCGGGCCUGGUCAUAAUCGGUGUCACCCUGUGGACCGUGCUCUGGAAGCACCAGUACAUAUCGCUCCUGUCGACCACAAACUAUGCCAUCGGAACGUAUGCCCUGCUGACCGCCGGCGUCCUGGCAGUGGCCGGCGGUAUUCUCGGAUGCUGUGGCGUUUGGCAUGAGCAACGAGCUGUGCUGCUGAUAUAUACGUUCGUGCUGCUGUUUGUGUUUCUGCUGGAAGCGAUCGUAGGAGGAUUAGCUUAUCUGUACGAAACGCAAAUCGAGACCGAGCUCCAGCACAGCCUCAACGCGACGUUCAUGGCGAACUACGGUGUAAGCGAGCGGCAAACGAUGGCCAUCGAUAGUAUGCAGCGCGAGUUUUCCUGCUGCGGUGCCGUCCGUUUCGAGGACUGGCGGCACAGUGUUUGGCUGCGAUCGAGGCGAAAAGAUCUGAUACGGCCCACCGAGGGCCGGCUGGUGCCGGACUCGUGCUGCAUCACCGUCACGCCGAGGUGCGGGUUGCGCGAUGGUCCCAGCAACAUCCACUACACCGGCUGUAUCUACGAGAUGACGGAUGACCUGAAGUACCAUCUGAUUCUGCUCGGCGCCAUCGGGCUGGGGCUGAGCGUGAUACAGGUGUUCGGCAUGAUACUGUCCUGCUCGCUGUACGUGAAGCUGAAGAAUGUGCUCGACUGACAAAAGCCAGCGGAUCCAAUAGUCGAACUAAUGGAUCCGCUGCCGGACAACAUCAGUCUCAUCUACGGUUACGAUGAUCAGCGCAUAUGAAAGCACCCACAAGCACCGGCGCGGCCUCAGAGUGGCCGUGUGUGUAAAUAUAUGUACAGUUUUGUGUACCGUCAAGCUGGAGCCAAGAGCUGGGGUUUUCGUGGAAAACCCUACUCGGCUACCGUGCCCCAGCUACGUGAAUCCACAAUUGCCAAAAACGGAAACGGUUAAGUAAGCCACCCGGUGUACCUACCGGGAAGGUCGAGUGUUGAGCAAGGCCAUGAUUGUGUACAAAGUGAAAUAAAGAAGUU
This is a messenger RNA of Anopheles cruzii, 1399 nucleotides long. Its product is annotated as CD151 antigen-like. Gene Ontology annotation, cellular component: membrane. The record is from RefSeq and is a predicted model, not a curated record. Bases 54 to 1058 code for a protein of 334 amino acids. The transcript is spliced from 5 exons. Lineage: Eukaryota; Metazoa; Arthropoda; Insecta; Diptera; Culicidae.